This is a messenger RNA of Stegostoma tigrinum, 5187 nucleotides long. It is a transcript of the gene tle3a, whose product is annotated as TLE family member 3, transcriptional corepressor a. The coding region runs from base 1144 to 3483 and encodes 779 amino acids. Gene Ontology annotation, biological process: regulation of DNA-templated transcription; negative regulation of canonical Wnt signaling pathway. Gene Ontology annotation, cellular component: transcription regulator complex; nucleus. The record is from RefSeq and is a predicted model, not a curated record. The transcript has 21 exons. NCBI's taxonomy places the organism in Eukaryota, Metazoa, Chordata, Chondrichthyes, Orectolobiformes, Stegostomatidae. Gene Ontology annotation, molecular function: transcription corepressor activity; protein binding.
AUGGUCAGGCUCUCGGGGCAGUUUCGGAGGAGAAGAAAGGAAGGAGAAAGAAAGAAAGAGAGAGAGAGAGCAAUAGGAAAGCAAAGGAAGGGGAAGCCGCAUGGUGUGGAUUGUGGCACUGUUUGUGUGUGGCAUUCCGUCUGAUCGUUCCCAAUUUGCAGAGAAAAAAACCGUCUUUUUUUGCUACAAAACAGCAACAGUAACAAAUAUUGUUGCAAAAUAGAAUUGCAAUUACAAGGUAAUCGGUGGAAGGAGAGAAAUCGCCUUGGGAUCUUGUCAAUUGCAACAAUUCGCCGCUGAACUUCAUUGAAGAUUAUUGCGAUUUCCUCUUCGCCGCUGUUUCGUUUUAUUUGUUUUUGUGUGUGUGUGUUCCCUUCCUCCUCGACCCCCACCCACUCCCCCCUUUCCAUCACCCGCGGAAGAAGCGAUCAUGAUCUCUCCGUCGAGGCUUGCGGGUCUGGGAUUCGCUGUCGCCCCGUAACUCCGAGCCCGUUUCCUCGGCUGCUGAAGCUUCGAUCGUCCAGGAGGAGGAGGUGGAGGAGCAGCAGGAAGGAGCCUGGAUCCCGGCUCAAACUUCCCGAUUGCCCUGCCGCACCUUCCCAAAGUGGACAUACUAUUCCCCCCCUGUUUCGCUGCCUUCUCCCUCGGGACCUCGCUGCCAUUCUUUUUAGGAAACUGAAUCGUGACUUUUCUGUCUGUCUGUGAGGAGAAGCGGUCGCUGUUUUUUUAAACAUACAUUCUGUGUUUCCACACACGCCCCCCCCCCCGCACCACCAAAUCUAUGGUUCACCGGAGACGCUGCUGACUGUUGUACCAUGAUCUGCCUUAAUCCAGAGUGUGCUGUUGGAGCUCCCCUCCUCUUAUAACACAAAGGGACUUCUUUUUUAAAAAAAGACACAACCCCGUCGCCUGCGGCCCGGGAGGACUUGCUGCUUUGUUGUGGAGCAUUGGGAGUGGUUCUGAUCCUGAGCGGCGUGGCUGUGGACUCUUUACAGCUUUUCUCUUGUAUUGUGGGCUUGCAUCUUGUUCAUCAAUCGCUGGAAUCGUAUCUGUCUUUCUCUCUCCCACCACCCCCCCUGCAGUGGGGUUCCUUUCCCUCCACUCCCUACCCCCUUCCCCUACCGGGGAUACGUUGUUUAAAAGAUGUAUCCUCAAGGCAGGCACCCGGCUCCUCAUCAACCUGCUCAACCGUUCAAAUUCACCGUGGCCGAGUCCUGCGACCGGAUCAAGGAAGAAUUUCAGUUUUUGCAAGCUCAGUAUCACAGCUUAAAAAUGGAAUGUGAUAAACUGGCAAACGAAAAGACAGAGAUGCAGCGUCAUUAUGUUAUGUAUUACGAGAUGUCUUAUGGCCUGAAUAUUGAGAUGCAUAAGCAGACUGAAAUUGCCAAAAGGCUAAACACGAUCUUGGCACAAAUCAUGCCCUUUCUAUCACAAGAGCAUCAGCAGCAAGUUGCACAAGCUGUCGAACGUGCCAAGCAGGUGACUAUGACGGAACUAAAUUCGAUCAUCGGGGUACGUGGAGUUCCCAAUCUGCCUCUGACACAGCACCAUGCUAUCUACCCUCCUCUCACGCAGCAGCUCCAGGCCCAGCAUCUCUCCCACACCCACCCGCCCGCCGUCCAAAUGCCACCCCAUCCUUCCAGCCUGCAGCCACCAGGGAUUCCCCCAGUUACUGGCAGCACCUCGGGGCUCCUGGCACUUUCCAGCGCUCUGGGAAGCCAGGCUCACCUGUCAGUGAAGGAUGAGAAGAACCACCACGAGUUGGAUCACAGAGAGAGAGAAUCCAGCGUGAACAACUCCAUCUCCCCAUCGGACAGCCUGAGGCCCAAUGAGAGGAACAGCAGGAGUUCCUCUGAGUAUCUGGAUGCAAAGAAACGCAAGGUGGAAGAGAAAGAGGCCAUGAACAGAUAUGACAGUGAUGGUGAUAAGAGCGAUGACUUGGUUGUAGAUGUAUCGAAUGAGGAUCCAGCGACUCCUCGUGUCAGUCCCAGCCACUCACCACGGGAGAAUGGCCUGGACAAGGCCCGAGGGAUAAAGAAAGAUGCACCUAACAGCCCGGCAUCCAUUGCGUCAUCAAGCAGCACCCCCUCAUCGAAAACAAAAGAUAUUGGCCACAAUGACAAAUCAUCGACCCCAGGAUUGAAGUCAAAUACUCCAACCCCACGAAAUGAUGCCCCGACCCCAGGUACCAGUUCGACACCAGGGUUGAGAGCAGGGAAACCCCCAGGCGUGGACUCACUAGCACCAACACUUCGUGCCCCGAUCUCUUUGGCUGGCUCGUACGCUCCUUUUGCAAUGAUGUCUCACCACGAGAUGAAUGGCGCGCUGACCAGCCCAGGAGCGUACCCUGGUCUCCACAGCAUCUCGCCACAGAUGAGCGCAGCUGCGGCGGCCUAUCGGUCUCCUAUGGUGAGCUUUGGAGGUGUCAGCUUCGACCCUCAUUCCCAUAUGCGAGCUCCUGGACUCCCUGCCAGCCUUGCCUCUAUACCUGGAGGGAAACCAGCUUACUCCUUCCACGUGAGUGCCGACGGACAGAUGCAGCCUGUUCCCUUCCCUCCCGAUGCCCUGAUAGGGCCCGGUAUCCCACGACACGCCCGGCAGAUCAACACGCUCAACCACGGGGAAGUGGUGUGCGCCGUCACCAUCAGCAACCCCACGCGGCACGUGUACACGGGAGGCAAAGGCUGUGUGAAAAUCUGGGACAUCAGCCAACCUGGCAGCAAGAGCCCCGUAUCGCAGUUAGACUGUCUUAACAGAGAUAAUUACAUCCGUUCCUGCAAACUCCUUCCCGAUGGCCGUACGCUGAUCGUUGGGGGGGAAGCGAGUACACUGACAAUAUGGGACCUAGCUUCCCCCACACCAAGAAUCAAGGCUGAACUCACCUCCUCAGCGCCUGCCUGCUAUGCACUGGCCAUCAGUCCUGAUGCUAAAGUUUGCUUCUCCUGUUGCAGUGAUGGUAACAUUGCAGUCUGGGACCUGCACAACCAAACACUUGUCAGGCAAUUUCAAGGACAUACAGAUGGUGCCAGUUGUAUUGACAUUUCCCACGAUGGCACAAAGCUGUGGACAGGCGGCCUCGACAACACAGUGAGAUCUUGGGACUUGCGUGAAGGAAGACAGCUCCAGCAGCAUGACUUUACCUCACAGAUCUUCUCUCUGGGUUACUGCCCCACUGGGGAGUGGUUAGCAGUGGGGAUGGAGAGCAGCAAUGUGGAGGUGCUGCAUCACACAAAACCUGACAAAUAUCAGCUUCAUUUGCAUGAGAGCUGUGUCCUAUCACUGAAAUUUGCAUACUGUGGCAAGUGGUUUGUUAGCACUGGCAAGGAUAACCUGCUGAAUGCCUGGAGGACACCAUAUGGCGCCAGCAUAUUCCAGUCAAAGGAAUCAUCAUCUGUUCUAAGUUGUGAUAUCUCCGCUGAUGAUAAGUACAUUGUCACAGGGUCAGGUGACAAGAAAGCAACAGUCUACGAAGUCAUCUACUGAUGGCAGUGGGACUGAACGGCACUUUAGAUUUUGGAGUUCGGGGACCGAGUCGCUCUGGUUCAAAACGCAGCUUUUAAAAAACACAAACAAAUGGGGACGUAUUUGGCAUUGCCGUCAACCUAAUGAGGCCUAGUUAACUGAUUUGUUUACUAGGUUACAGACUGUCAGUCUGGAAUAUGCAGGACUUGUGACUGGAAGCAUUACAAAGUCUGCCUCUGAAGAAAAGCUUGUGGUGGCCUGAUUGAAUCAGAGAUGUUUUGAGUUUCAUAAUUUCUCCGAGGUUUGGUGUUGAAGACUUUCCUUUUCUUCGUUUAACCUGCAGCGAUAAAUCUAUUGAGCACAGAAAGCAGGGUUGUCCUGCUGAUAGAGCGUGUGUGUAAGAGACAGAGAGAGAGAGAGAGAGCUUUUUAACUUCUGAGUGAAGCAGUGCUUCAUUAGUUCUGGACAUAUUACACACGUGUACUGUAAAUAUGUGACAGUGGGCACGCUCUUACACCUGAUCCAGGAUGUGUCCAAGGACCAUCCAUCCGAUUGUGUUCUCACAGCCCAAUGCGAGUGUGGCAUCUGUUUCUCAUCCGAACUGAGAGAGAUUUGAAUCUUUUUCACAGAGAAAGGAACUUUCAUUUUCAAGAAAAAAUGGUGGUUUUGAAAUUUGUAACUGGAAUCGGAAGAGAAUUUGUUGGUUUGAAAAGAAUGGGCUGGGGUGGUAUUGUGGGAGAUGGGUAUAGAGAGAGGCAAAACUUAAUAGACUUGCAACAUCCUCCCAAUGGUCCAGCAAAUCCUCAAGUGUCUAUUUUUGAUUUAAGUGCAGCAUUGUCGAGCAUUUACUAUUCUCACCCUCUCCUGGUCUGAAGUAGAGGGGGAGAAGAGACACUUCUGGACAAUGCAAUGUUGGUGACACAGCUCAGGGAAUCUGUGGAACAGAUUUUGAGUGUCUUGUUCUUCUUAAAGUUGCCUCUUGAAUGCAAACAAAAAUUCUUCGGGCCUACUGAUGAUGAAUCUGGACUUUUCUGGUGUGGAUUUUGUAAAGUUCGGCCAACAGGUUUUAAACCUUUCCCCUUCCCAAAAUGGAUAUCUCUGCUUUGAACAAUCUGAAGCAUACAUCCUAGAUUCUGUUCAUAGUUUGGUUCUGGAUAUGCUCAAUUCCCAGGUCAUCCAUGGUACGGUAUUCCCAUAUUAAAGUGUCUUGGUUAUUUUUCAUUUUUGAACAGCAAGAGUCAAAUCUGGAUAGUGUCUCGAAGUAACGUGUGUGUGCACUGUUUCCAAUUCCCACUUUCAGUGCCAUGUCAGCACACUUUGGUAUUUAUUGCUCUUACAGCAGCAAAGAUCAGCUCGGGCUGUGGUUCCUGGCAAGGGGCAUGUGGGUGUGUGGGAAGGGUGUGGAGCUCAGUCUGUGAGGGUAUGGGCCUCUGUUCUGUAUUGGGUAUAUGGAGGAGUUGUCAGUGAGUGUAUAAAGAGGGUAAGCUCACCUGUGGUGGGCAUUUGAGGCUUCAGUGUGGUGGUGAACAUGAUCGCUGUGUGAGGUGGCAAUGUCUGGAGAUGGUACAUACAUGGGCAGAGGUGGUGUCUAUGGUGUGUGCAUAUGGAGGGGCUGGUGCCUGUGCUGGGUGAAAGUGCGGGUGGGAAUGGUCGAUAUAUGGGUGGAGGCAGUGUCUAUGGGCCGGAUGGGUAUAUGGAGGGGGAGGUGCCUGUGGUGGGUUUAUU